AUGCCUUCACAUGCCUCUAAUCAUGAGCCGGCGCACACCUACGCAGACGACUUGACGGCGCAACUUGCUCGUACGACUCUCGCUAACGACCGCGAGGCUGAUAACAACUCCAACAACAUGGCCGAAGCCACUUCACGUUCCGGCGAGACCGCCACACAAGAAGAGUGCCCGCUGUUCAAGCUGCCCGGUGAAGUGCGCAAUCACAUCUACGGCUACGCGCUUUCGAUGGAAGGAAAGAUUGUCGUUCGGUAAGUCAAGGACUCUCGCAUAUUGGUCUCCGUGCUAACCAAACAUCGUGACCACAGUGGCAGAUCCUGGAAUUUUCGCACCCACACCGUUCCAAGCCUCGCACAGACCUCCCGCAGACUGUACAAAGAAGCAAUGGCCAUCUUCUACGACUGCAAUACCUUCCAGCUGAAGACUUUGGUCGACAUCCAGAAGUGGGAGCCAUUCAAGACCGGUACGUCUAGCUCCGUCAACAGCUUCUCGCACUGGCUUCACCUCGAGCUCGAGUCUUCAAUCCGCUAUCACCACACUCUGAGACAGUACGGUCUUCAACCUACCAAUUUGUUCGACGAGAAGAUCUCUGACUCUGAGAUCGCGGAUUUGAAGGCUCGCGGUGACAGCCAGAUCCUGGCGAGCGUGACGGUAGUAUGGGCCACCCAUGAGAAGAUUUUGGCUUCGCUAGCAGAGCAGCCCCGGAGGAGGCCGUUUCUGAGCGUACGAGAUCUCGAGAUGGCAGCUGCAGCUCGCAAGCCAGGCUGGAAGGAGGUGCUUCUUUUGAUGACGGGCGGCGAUAGCGGUUGA
Lecanosticta acicola is the source of this 807-nucleotide messenger RNA. The record is from the annotation of a GenBank genome assembly. Lineage: Eukaryota; Fungi; Ascomycota; Dothideomycetes; Mycosphaerellales; Mycosphaerellaceae.